Messenger RNA from Gaeumannomyces tritici R3-111a-1, 183 nucleotides. RefSeq lists its product as hypothetical. NCBI's taxonomy places the organism in Eukaryota, Fungi, Ascomycota, Sordariomycetes, Magnaporthales, Magnaporthaceae. The coding region runs from base 1 to 183 and encodes 60 amino acids. The record is from RefSeq and is a predicted model, not a curated record. The transcript has 3 exons.
AUGGCUAAUGUACUUUUGCUUUUGCCUGCUUUUUACAAACUUUACGUUAGCCUAGCCAAAUGCAAAUUCGAAAUAAACAAUAUUAAUUUUUUAAGCUUUAAAAUAACCAAGCGUAAAAUUAAAAAUUUACUAAACAAAUCGUUACAAUGCAAAAAUUACCGCGCUUUUAACGAACCUUUUUAA